AUUUUCCACAUUUUCCGUCCAACCAAACAGACGAUCAGUUGUUACCUUCAAAGUUCGAAGAGCAAGCGGUUCUCAUCGCAAGAAGAUAUUAACACCCAAGCUGAAGACAACAGAAACAUGGCAUCACCAGCUCCGCCUCAAACUCGGAGCCCCGAACUCAGGCACGAUCCUGUCACUAACCGGUGGAUCGUUUUCUCACCCGCCCGAGCUAAACGACCGUCUGAUUUCAAAUCCAAAACCCCUGAAAACCCUAAUCCUAGCAACAAUACCUGCCCUUUCUGCAUUGGCAACGAGCAUGAGUGUGCCCCCGAAAUCUUCCGGUUUCCUCCCGACCCGGGAAACCCAGAAUGGAAGGUCCGGGUCAUCGAGAAUCUUUACCCGGCGUUGAGCAGAAACCUUGAUAACUCAUCUGAGCAAAGCCUUGGCUUGGAUUUUCCCGGUCGCAUGUUGAGCGGGUUUGGAUUCCAUGAUGUGGUGAUAGAGGUUCCAGUUCACUCUGUGCAGCUUCGCGAUAUGGAAACAAGAGAGAUUGGCGAUGUUUUGCUCGCGUAUAAGAAGAGGAUUGAGCAGAUUAUGAGCUUUGAAUCCAUCAAAUACGUUCAGGUGUUCAAGAAUCAUGGUGCUUCUGCUGGUGCCUCACUGAGUCACUCUCACAGUCAGAUAAUGGCCCUUCCCGUUAUACCUCCUUCUGUUUCUGCCCGACUUGAUGGUACAAAGGAAUACUUCGAUAAGACAGGGAAAUGUAGUCUAUGUGUAGUUCACACUGAAAAGCUUUUAAUUGAUGAAUCAACUCAUUUUUUCUCAAUUGUUCCGUUUGCUGCCACGUUUCCGUUUGAGAUAUGGAUCAUUCCCCGGGAUCAUAGUUCUCAUUUCCAUGAAUUAAAGUGUGAAAAGGCUGUUGAUCUUGCGGGUUUGCUAAAGCUCAUGCUUAAAAAAAUGUCUCUACAAUUGAAUAAUCCACCAUUCAAUUUCAUGAUCCAGACAGCUCCACUUCGGAUUAAAGAAUCACAGUUACCUUAUACUCACUGGUUUUUACAGAUAGUGCCACAAUUGACUGGUAUUGGAGGGUUUGAACUUGGAACUGGUUGUUACAUAAAUCCUGUAUUUCCUGAAGAUGCAGCAAAACUUCUGAGAGAAGUUGAUCUUCCAAAUGGGGGUUGAACCAACAACUCUUGAUUCCACCAGUUGCAUCCGAUGUCAAUGUAGAAUAAAUUGAAAACAUUUUUUUGUCAUGUUUUGCAACAGAAGUUUAGGCACAGUGAUUAAAAGAUUGCACCGUGGCGGAGCUUUCCCCUGCGUGGGGAUACCUUCUUUCCGGCGAGAGCAUCAGAAUAUUAGGAUAAAUGCAAGAUAGAGAAAAAUCUAAGUGGAGAAUACCUGAGCAUCAUUAAAAUCUGACCAUCAGUAUCUGAAUAGAAGGUGAAAUCUGUCGAAACAAUGUGGUAUACUGGUAUCUAUACAUUUUAUAAUCCCCCUUUCUCUUUUAA
Molecule: messenger RNA, 1487 nt
Organism: Manihot esculenta (cassava)
Lineage: Eukaryota; Viridiplantae; Streptophyta; Magnoliopsida; Malpighiales; Euphorbiaceae
Product: ADP-glucose phosphorylase
Exons: 3
Coding region: 118-1161 (347 amino acids)
Biological process (GO): beta-D-galactose catabolic process via UDP-galactose, Leloir pathway
Molecular function (GO): UDP-glucose:hexose-1-phosphate uridylyltransferase activity; zinc ion binding
Source: RefSeq, a predicted model, not a curated record